Molecule: messenger RNA, 3450 nt
Organism: Sorex fumeus (smoky shrew)
Lineage: Eukaryota; Metazoa; Chordata; Mammalia; Eulipotyphla; Soricidae
Gene: RBM15
Product: RNA binding motif protein 15
Exons: 4
Coding region: 63-3047 (994 amino acids)
Biological process (GO): regulation of alternative mRNA splicing, via spliceosome
Cellular component (GO): nucleus
Molecular function (GO): mRNA binding
Source: RefSeq, a predicted model, not a curated record
GAUGUGAAGACGGACAAAUCGUCUUCCCAAUGAGCCUGUAGACGAGCGGAGCCGACAGACCAAUGAGGAGUGCGGGGCGGGACCCUUUGCCGCGGCGGAGUCCAAAAUGGCGGCGUGCGGUUCCGCUGUGUGAAGCGAGCGCGGGGCGGCGGGUUACUCGGCUCCGCGGGGACGACCUCCGGCGACCCACGACAAUGAAGGGGAAAGAGCGCUCGCCGGUGAAGCCCAAGCGCUCCCGUGGUGGUGAGGAAUCGACCUCGCGUGGGGAGCGGAGCAAGAAGUUGGGGGGCUCUGGCGGCAGCAACGGGAGCAGCAGCGGGAAGACCGACAGCGGCGGCGGGUCGCGGCGCAGCCUCCACCUGGACAAGUCCAGCAGCCGAGGCGGCAGCCGCGAAUAUGACGCCGGCGGGGGCGGCUCCAGCAGCCGCUUGCACAGCUACAGCUCCCCGAGCGCCAAAAAUUCCUCGGGCGGGGGCGAGUCGCGCAGCAGCUCCCGGGGUGGAGGCGGGGAGUCGCGCUCCUCCGGGGCCGCCGCCUCCGCGCCCGACGGCGGGGAGUACAAGACCCUCAAGAUCAGCGAGCUGGGGUCCCAGCUGAGCGACGAGGCGGUGGAGGACGGGCUCUUCCACGAGUUCAAGCGCUUCGGCGACGUCAGCGUCAAGAUCAGCCACCUCUCGGGCUCGGGCGGCGACGAGCGCGUCGCCUUCGUGAACUUCCGGCGGGCCGAGGACGCGCGGGCGGCCAAGCACGCCAGAGGCCGCCUGGUGCUCUACGACCGGCCGCUGAAGAUCGAGGCGGUGUACGUGAGCCGGCGCCGCAGCCGCUCGCCGCUGGACAAGGACGCCUACGGGCUGUCGUCCGGCCUGGCGGGCAUGGCGGUGGGCGGCCACCGGCACGCCCCGGGCGGCGGCGGCCAGCGGUCCCUGUCCCCGGGGGGCGCGGCCCUGGGCUACCGCGACUACCGGCUGCAGCAGCUGGCGCUCGGCCGCCUGCCCCCGCCCCCGCCGCCCCCGCUGCCCCGCGAGCUGGAGCGGGAGCGCGACUACCAGUUCUACGACCGGGUGCGCCCCGCCUACAGCCUGGAGCCCCGGGUGGGCGGCGCCGGCGGCGCGGCCCCUUUCCGCGAGGUGGACGAGAUCUCGCCCGAAGAUGACCAGCGCGCCAACCGGACGCUUUUCCUGGGAAACCUCGACAUCACUGUGACCGAGAGCGACUUGCGACGCGCUUUCGACCGCUUUGGCGUCAUCACGGAGGUGGACAUCAAGCGACCUUCCCGGGGCCAGACGAGCACCUAUGGCUUCCUCAAAUUUGAGAACCUAGACAUGUCCCACCGGGCCAAGUUGGCCAUGUCGGGCAAGAUCAUCAUUCGCAAUCCUAUCAAGAUCGGUUACGGCAAAGCGACGCCCACCACCCGCCUUUGGGUGGGGGGCCUGGGACCUUGGGUGCCCCUGGCGGCUCUGGCUCGUGAGUUUGACCGCUUCGGCACCAUCCGCACCAUCGACUACCGCAAAGGUGAUAGUUGGGCGUAUAUCCAGUACGAGAGCCUGGACGCAGCUCAUGCUGCCUGGACCCAUAUGCGGGGCUUCCCCCUGGGGGGCCCCGAUCGUCGCCUUAGAGUUGACUUUGCUGACACAGAACAUCGUUACCAGCAGCAGUAUCUGCAGCCUUUGCCCUUAACGCAUUAUGACUUGGUGACAGAUGCUUUUGGACAUCGGGCACCCGACCCUUUGAGGGGUGCGCGAGAUCGAACACCGCCCUUACUGUACAGAGAUCGUGAUAGGGACCUUUAUCCUGACUCUGAUUGGGCCCCGCCUCCACCCCCAGUCCGCGAACGCAGCACGCGGACUACAGCUGCUGCUGUGCCUGCAUAUGAGCCUCUGGAUAGCCUGGAUCGCAGGCGGGAUGGCUGGUCCUUGGACCGGGACCGAGGUGACCGGGAUUUGCCCAGCAGCAGAGACCAGCCCAGGAAGAGGAGGCUGGCGGAGGAGAGUGGGGGAAGGCAUCUGGAUCGGUCCCCUGAGAGUGACCGGCCCCGGAAACGCCACUGUGCACCUUCACCUGACCGCAGUCCAGAACUCAGCAGCAGCCGGGACCGCUACAACAGUGACAACGAUCGCUCUUCCCGCCUCCUCUUGGAAAGGCCCUCUCCUAUCAGAGACAGAAGGGGUAGUUUGGAGAAGAGCCAGGGUGACAAGAGGGACCGUAAAAACUCUGCGUCGGCCGAACGAGAUAGGAAGCACCGGACAGCUGCUCCCACUGAGGGGAAAAGCCCACUGAAAAAGGAAGACCGGUCCGAUGGGAGCGCACCCAGCACCAGCACAGCUUCAUCGAAGCUCAAGUCUCCUGCCCAGAAACAGGACAGCGGGUCAGCCUCCACCGCUUCCACCUCGCCAAAACUCUGUUUGGCCUGGCAAGGUAUGCUUCUGUUGAAGAACAGCAACUUCCCGUCCAAUAUGCAUCUCUUGCAGGGUGAUCUCCAAGUGGCUAGUAGUCUUCUUGUGGAGGGCACAACUGGAGGCAAAGUGGCCCAGCUCAAGAUCACUCAGCGGCUUCGUUUGGACCAGCCCAAGUUGGAUGAAGUAACGCGUCGUAUCAAAGUGGCAGGGCCCAAUGGUUAUGCCAUUCUUCUUGCUGUGCCUGGAAGUUCUGACAGCCGAUCCUCUUCAUCAGCCACAUCAGACACUGCCACCUCUACUCAGAGGCCACUUAGGAACCUUGUGUCCUAUUUAAAGCAAAAGCAGGCAGCUGGGGUGAUCAGCCUUCCUGUGGGGGGCAACAAAGACAAAGAAAACACCGGGGUUCUUCAUGCCUUCCCACCCUGUGAGUUCUCCCAGCAGUUCCUGGAUUCCCCUGCCAAGGCACUGGCCAAAUCUGAAGAAGAUUACCUGGUCAUGAUCAUUGUCCGUGGUUUUUCUUUUUUAACCUUGAGCUUUAACAAAAAUUCCUCAAAGUUACAAAGUCAAAUUUUGGAAAAGUCAGAAUUUGGAGGAAAAAGCCCACUGACUAGAAAAAAUGAGCUGAAGAUGAUACAGAUGUCUGGCUCUUAACAAGGACUUUUGCUGCUUAAUACUAAUGCAAAACUGGUGAACAGCAGAUGAAGACAUGGAAUUCAAAGAUCUAAUGGACCUUUUUGAAGACAAGUUAUGGCUCAUGUGGAGUUUACAUGGGCCUCUUGAUGGAAGAAAGCUAAUCUGUUUAGUAUUUGUGCAUUUUACUAAAAUGGCAGCUUAAAGUUGUGUAUCUGCUAUUGUGAUGCCAAUGCCGGUGUUUUAAGUGGAAAAAAAAUGACCUCUUUGCUUUUGUGCUGUGUACACAAGAUUUCUGGAAAAGUAAAGAAAAACCCUUUUUAUGGCUCACACAGCUUAAAAGUAGCUGUCACUCAAACAUGCGCUCACAGUUGAGCUGCUUUUGUUUUAUUCUAAAUAAAUUGUUUCUUUUGAGGAAAAUGUU